GGAAUUUAUUCAUUCUUAUUACUGUUUGACAGAUUCCCCAUGAUGAGAAAAGUUGUUUUUAAAGCUAUUGAAGCUGUGUGAGGAUGCAUCUGUUGUGCACCUGCAUCCUGUUCUUCACCUUGCUGAUGGUGUCUCGCCAGGUGAGUGCCACUGUGUCAAACAGCUUCAAUGACUGCAGCCAUUUUUUCUACAUGCAAACACCACCUGCAGGGAUCAGAGGAGCAAACCUGAAGAGGAUCUGCCAGAAGUAUGCUGACAAACUGCGCUAUGCCACGUUGUAUGACAGCAGUCUCCAUCUCCCGCUCUACUCAGCCUACAUUUUUAAGAAGUCUGAUGGGAAGAGGAGGGUGGACACACCCUGGAUGUAUGAGCCUCAGCUGGUUUCUGAUGAUGAAAGUAGUAACAUGAGGGGGCUUCCCCUGAGUGAACACACUCCCCCUCUGAUUGAGAACAGUCAGGCUGUACUGGAGGACUACAUAGAUGCUGUAGAAUACAGACGUGGCCCCCUGAAUCCAGACCAGCACCAAGCGGAGCCAGAUGACAAAUCCUCCACCUACACCUUGACCAAUGUCGUCCCACUAAUCACAGACUUACUGGACACUUCUUGGAACCCAUACUUGGAUGUAAUCCGUCGACGCCUUAACAACUUCUGCCAUGGCAAAUCUUUUAUUGUCACAGGGGUCACCGUUUCAGGGGCCACUAUACAGCGAAAUAACAGGGACCACCUGGGAAUCCCAAAACACUUAUGGUUUGCAUACUGCUGCCCAAGAUUUGACCGUAACGCCCCGUAUGAGGUGAGGUUUAUGUUCCCUACCUAUGGGGGCUAUGCACUUAAUGAACGGACUGGUUACAGUGUGGUGGAAGUACCACUCAAGACUCUGGAGAGUUUCCUGAGGAGUCAGGCAAACAUAGACAGUGACAUGAUCAUUUUCUACAAGGGUUGUGUGUCAGAAAACACCUUCAACAAGAAGAAGAGAAGUGGCCUGACCAGCGUUGAAAUGCAGCCAACCAUCAUCAGAUCUCUCCUGAAAAUGACAUUGUGGGUACAAAUGGUUUUCCUGCUUGUCAACCUAGCAGCAGCAGUGAGAGGGAGAGUGGAAAAAGAGCUGUCUCCAGAGUGCAGAGAAUUCCUCUACAUGGGAACACCGCCGUCAGGACUGGAACACCAAUCCAUCCAGUACAUCUGUCAACUUUACAACAAGAAGCCACGCUAUGUUACUCUGUACAGCACUAUGGAUCAUAUACCUAUCUACUCUGCCUACAUCUUUAAACGCUCAGAUGGGGAGAAAUGUGUGGACAUUCCCUGGAUGUACGAGCCUCAGCUUUCCACCUCUGUUGACACAGAUGAAAUGCAGCCCUUUCCACAAGGUUACAUGCACAGGAAUUUCGAAGACUCCCAAGCAAUUCUUGACGAUUAUACAAAUGCAGUACAUUAUGAGCGAGGUACUCUCAAUCCAGACGAACAUCAGGAUGAACCUGACGACAAGGCCUCCACUUACACCCUCACCAAUGUGGUGCCCAUGGUGCCCAACUUCAGCAACAGAGUCUGGAACAAACAGGAGCACAUCAUCCGCAAACGACUUAACAACUACUGCCGUGGAACAGCUUACAUUGUGACUGGUAUCACCACCUCGGGGAAGAUGAUCCACAGGAAAAACAUGAAACGAAUCGCAGUUCCCACCUAUGUUUGGUCAGCUUAUUGCUGUGUUAACUACGACCACAACACCCCUUAUAAUGAACGGUAUAAGUUCCCAUCGUUUGCUCACUAUGGUCUCAAUGAGGAAGAGAACAACAACAUUGUGGAAAUCUCCGUCCAGAAGCUGAAGGAGUUUCUUAAGAGGACAACCUUUGUAAACCAGAACUUUCAGAUCUUUGUAGAAGACUGUGUCCCACCAGCAUCCAGUAAAAUUAACUAAGAAAAUGUUCAUAUUUAAGGUAGCAAUAUGUCAUUGUUCUUUAUGUAAGAAAGACACAACCUUUAAUAAUAUAAUGAUAACUAGACUCUAUUUAAAUUUAGAAGUAAAUCAUGACAAUGUGACAGUCUGAAAUUAAAGCAGAAUUCUACAAUCAUCAUUGAUUUAAACCUUCAUGUUUUCUAUUGUUGUAUAUUAAAUUUCACAGCUUCACAAGCCAUGUUUGGCUUGUGAACAUUCACAUUCAUGUUUUGACAUGUUGCAACAUGAAAAACUGGUAAAACGUUCCCCUUUUACAAACUCACACAUCAGAACUAGUUUGUAAGAUGUGCUCUUGUCUUAAUCUGGGGUGGCUUGUUUUCUAUUCUUUUUUCUUUUUUUUCAGACAUAAACCCCUCAAAUGUAAAAGAAACAGUUCAUUAUUAUGAUGUUAGGCUUGUUCACAUUAAAUGUGCCACAAAUCACUGAAUUAAAAAGAACAGAAAAAUAGAAAGUGAAGCACAAAAGCUAUUUUAUUGUGCAGUGAGGCUGCAUGCAAAACACAAAGCUGUGCAACCUGAAUGGCAUGCAGUUGAUCAGCUUCAACUGUGCUUUUCUGAAUGUCGGUUGUGAGCAACAUCUACCAGACAGCCCUAUCAAGUCAUAAAAAUAUUGGAUAUUAUUACACAUUUUCCUUAUUCCCAUCAGAUAACCUUGAAAAACAUAAAGACCGUUUUGUAUUGCUGAUACCUUCAUAUGCAUACAGUCUGUAUCUCUACCACAGUGGUGCUCUUUCUGUACUUACUUUUGUCUGAUCACAAUAAAGCAAAAGGAACCUGUUACA
Messenger RNA from Melanotaenia boesemani (Boeseman's rainbowfish), 2736 nucleotides. RefSeq lists its product as uncharacterized. The record is from RefSeq and is a predicted model, not a curated record. The coding region runs from base 84 to 1916 and encodes 610 amino acids. NCBI's taxonomy places the organism in Eukaryota, Metazoa, Chordata, Actinopteri, Atheriniformes, Melanotaeniidae. The transcript has 4 exons. Gene Ontology annotation, molecular function: metal ion binding; hydrolase activity; nucleic acid binding.